Sesamum indicum (sesame) is the source of this 602-nucleotide messenger RNA. NCBI's taxonomy places the organism in Eukaryota, Viridiplantae, Streptophyta, Magnoliopsida, Lamiales, Pedaliaceae. The record is from RefSeq and is a predicted model, not a curated record.
AGUUGCAGGGAAUCGAGCAAGAGAUGCACUUGUUGCACAGGGUCUCAAGGUUGGUCUUGUGGAAGUUCUUCUUGGCCUUCUUGAUUGGCGAGCUGGGGGAAGAAAUGGGCUUUGUUCACAGAUGAACUGGAAUGAGUCAGAAGCAGCAAUUGGCCGGGUUCUUCAAAUUCAGGUUUUGCAUGCAUUUGCAACAGAAGGGGCCUAUUGUACCAAAGUACGUGACAUACUGAGUGCCUCUGAUGCAACGAAGAAAAUUACACCGCCAAACUUGCGAAAGACUUUCAGGCAGAUUGAAAGUCUGCUUAGGGGGAGAGAACGGAUGUUCAUUUUGUUCCCCAAGCCAUCUUCCUUCUAGUUACAUUUGCUACACUUGGUGAGAAGACCACGGUGAUGUGACCGGAAGUGCUUUAGUAUUCGUGUUCCGUGGUGCAGGUGACUAUUCAUAUGCUAUCAUAUCAUUUUUAUCAUUUGUCCCCCAAUGAUUUGUGUUGUUGGGUUCUCAUUUUCUUGGAUUUUUGAUUAAUUGGAGCGUAUUUCUUCAUUGUUUUUGCUGCUCUGAUUUAAUUUAUCUAAUCAUAAUAGCGUUUGUGUUCUACCACCUU